This is a messenger RNA of Theobroma cacao (cacao), 4565 nucleotides long. The record is from RefSeq and is a predicted model, not a curated record. NCBI's taxonomy places the organism in Eukaryota, Viridiplantae, Streptophyta, Magnoliopsida, Malvales, Malvaceae.
UUGUGUUUUUUUUUUAAAUAAAAGAAUUCAAACUAAACUUUUUAUAUAACAGAUACAUACACUUUUUAUUGAGUCAAAUAUUGUGAUACACCAACCCCAACCCCAAAGUCUAAGUCAUACAGGAAAUGAAUCAUGACAUGUUGCCUUAAGUUCAAUUCUUUGUUCAAUGGUGUGAAAAGUCAGCUGAAAAUGACAACAAUUAAAAAUAAAGAUGUAUUAAAGAGGGCUUUAUCAUGUCAAUUUUUAAGUAUAAAAAGGGUUGUAGUGCUGCUUACUGUUCUUAGUUCAUAAGAACACAUCCUGUCUAAUUUCUUAAAAAAUGCAAAAGGUCUCUAUUUCUUGAUCAUUUCUGGUUUUACGGUCCACUUUCUCUUCAUAGAGAGUACAAGUGCAACGAAAGGCUGUUAGAAAGGUACUGUAUUGUCUAGAUUCAUUUACCCGCGUGCUUCAUCAACCAAUACAAAUUCUUUUGUGUUCUUCUGCAAUGGCUGUUUCAAUGGUCCAGGAGUCCUCUUCAUCAAUUUCUCGAUAUACUUAUCAUGUAUUCUUGAGUUUUAGAGGUACAGAUACACGUAAAAACUUUACGGAUCAUCUUUACAUGGCUUUAGUGCACACAGGAAUUCACACGUUUAGAGAUGAUGAUGAAAUUGAAAGAGGAGAGAACAUAAGAGAUGAAAUUGAAAGAGCAUUGCAUGAGUCAAAAAUGUCUAUCAUUAUCUUCUCAAAGAAUUAUGCUUCAUCAACAUGGUGUCUUAACGAACUUGUCAAGAUAAUGGAACAUAGAAAAUUCUCCAAACACAUCGUUUUGCCAAUUUUCUAUGACGUGAAUCCAUCUCAAGUCAAGAAGCAGACAGGGAGUUUUGCAGAAGCGUUUGCUAGACAUGAAGAGAGCUUCAAGUAUGAGAUGGACAUGGUACAAAGAUGGAGGACUGCUUUAAGAGAAGUUGCGGAUUUGGGAGGCAUGCUUCUAGAGGAUAGACAUGAAUCACAAUUCAUUCAAGAUAUUAUUAAGCAAGUUCAAAGUAAACUCCAUCGCACCGCUUUAUAUGUCCCUCCCUAUUUAGUUGGAAUAGAUGCUUUUGUGGCACGCAUCAAUUGGUGGUUGAGAGAUGGAUCAAAUAAGGUUGGCAUAGCAACAAUUUGCGGAAUUGGAGGGAUUGGGAAGACAACCAUUGCCAAACUUGUUUACAAUCAGAAUUUCCAAAGAUUUGAAAGUUACAGUUUCCUUGCUGAUGUUAGAGAGACUACUCAAGAACGCAAUGGUCUGGUUCAAUUGCAAAGACAACUUAUUUCAGAUAUCUUGAAGGGGAAAGCAAACAAAAUAUACAACUCAGAUGAUGGAAUCACUAAGAUCAAAGAAACUAUAUGCCAUAGACGUGUGCUUCUUGUCCUAGAUGAUGUGGAUGAUUUAGAAAAAGUAACUGAAAUAAUUGGAGUGCAAAUUCCUUUUCAUCCAGGAAGUAAAAUCAUUGUAACUAGCAGGCAUCGAUGUCUAUUGAGUGAUCUUUUUAUUAGGCAGAUGUUUGACCUUGAAGAAUCAUCCAAUUAUGGAGACUUAUGCAAGGUAUUUGAAGUAAAAGAAUUAGCUUUCAAUGAAUCACUUCAACUUUUUAAUUGGUAUGCCUUCGGACAGAAUAAUCCAAUUGAAAGUUAUAUGGAUUACGCAAGGAGUAUAGUGCAACAUUGUGGUGGGCUUCCGUUAGCUCUUCAAGUUUUGGGUUCUUCUUUGUCUGGUAAAAGUAUAAAUGUGUGGAGAAGUGCAUUAGAGAAAUUGAAAGCAAUCCCUCAUAGCAAAAUUCAGAAGAUUCUAAGAAUAAGCUAUGAUUCCCUACAAGAUGAUCAUGAUAAAAAUCUAUUCCUUGACAUAGCUUGUGUAUUCAUCGGGAAGGAUAGAGAUUACACAACUAAAAUUCUAGAUGGUUGUGAUUACUGUACAGUAAUUGGUAUAGAAAAUCUCAUAAAUAGGUCUCUUUUGGUUGUUAGUGAAAGAAACAAGUUGAUGAUGCAUCAAAUGAUUAGAGAUAUGGGUAGGGACAUUGUUUGUCAAGAAUCUUUUGACCUUGGGAAACGAAGCAGGUUGUGGCAUAAGGAUGCAUUUGAUGCAUUAAGAGAAAAAAUUGGUACAAAAACAAUCAAGUGCCUUACCAUUGACUUACAAAGAUUACUGGAAGAGAAGUAUGGAAAGACAACUGCAAAUCAUUCAAAAAAUUCAUUUCACAUGUCAAAUGAGGUACAUAUAGAAACUGAUGCAUUUGCAAAGAUGCAGAGACUUAAACUACUUCAACUGGAUUAUGUAAAACUUAAAGGAGACUACAGAGACUUCCCUAGGAGCUUAAUAUGGUUGUGUUGGCAUGGAUUUCCUCAAGAAUAUCUUCUUAGAGAUUUAGAUAUUUCUGGGCUAGUUGUUCUUGAGAUGCGCAAUAGUAGCCUCAAACAUGUUUGGAAUGAUACAAAGUAUUUUCUUCCAAAUUUGAAGAUCCUUAAUCUCAGUCACUCCCAUGGCCUUCUCAAAAUCCUUAACUUAUCAGGUCUUCAUAGUCUUGAAAGGUUGAUGCUUAAAGAUUGCAUAAAGUUGAUUGAGGUUGAUCAAUCCAUUGCUGAGAUAAAGACUCUUGUUGUUUUAAACCUUAAAGGUUGCAAAAGUCUUAGAAAACUUCCAAAGACAAUUGGUUCGUUAGAAUCUCUUGAAGAACUUAUUUUAUCUGGUUGCUCAACAUUUAAUGAUGCACCUAGGGAUUUGCAAAAUAUGAACUCAUUGAAGGUGCUUAACUUAGAUGGAACUGCUAUAUAUGAAUCCAAUUCAUGGUUGUCUUGGUUAUCAUUGAAAAGAAGCAAAGAGUUGGGUUUCUUUUGGGCAUCUUUGCCAUGUUCUUUGGUAAAGUUGAGUCUUGAAGGUUGCAGACUAUCUGAUGAUGUUAUGGCCGUUGAUUUGAGUUACUUACCUUCCUUGAAAUCGUUAAAUUUAAGUAGAAACCCAAUUCGUAGCCUUCCUGAGAGCAUUAUCCACCUCACAAACCUUGAUGAACUUUUGCUAAUUUGUUGCAAAGAGCUCCAAUGGCUUCCAAAGCUUCCAAUGAGUGGCUUGCACGUGAUAACGUCUCAACCAUUGUAUAGGAUUUCAAGUUUGCCACGCUUAUUAAAUUUAAAAAGGUGUAUUGUCUUUGGUUGUGAAAAGCUAACUGAGGUUGAAGGUGUGUUCAAGUUGGAGCCAGUUGAAAACUUUGAAGUGGAAAAGAUCAAAAGCUUAUUCAAUAUGGACUUGAUCGGAAGCAUUAAAUUGAAAAUUUAUAACUAUCUUACGGACACAAAAAUGGUGGCUACCACUCAGAUAUUUCGUGAUGGUGACAUAACUAGCUGCUUUGUCUCCGGAAAUGAGGUUCCAAUCUUAUUUCAGUCUCGCUCUAAAGGGUAUAAAAUUUCCCUUUCUUUGCCACAAAAUCCCGGUGAAAAAGUUUGUUGGUUAAAACUAUGCAUAGUAUAUUCUCUUGUUAGUGAUGAGAUAUUUGACCAUCUACCAUGGGUGCAAAUUAUUAAUGAGACCAAGAAGUUGACAUGGUUUUAUUUCUCAAGUUUCAUUGGAAUUCCUGAAACGAAUAGUAACACAAUCUUAUGGCUAAUCCAUUGGCCAGUAAUGGAUUAUCAGUUGGAAAAUGGUGAUUUGGUGAGCUGCAAAUUAUCAACUUUUGGUCUCAACAUAAGAGAAUUUGGUGUUACAUGUGUAUCAGAAACCAAGGUUAUGUGUGAAGAUGAUCCUCCACAAUACUCUCAAGAAAAUGAAGAUAUUUGGAGAGAAAUUGAGUUGAAAGUUAAUGAAGAGUUUCUCAAAUUGGGCUCCAGUGGAAAUAUCAAAGUGCAAAUUUACAAUGAUUUAGAGGAACCAAAAACGAUUGCUUCCCCUAAGGUGUUUUAUGAUUGUGGGAUAAUUAGCAUGUAUGAUAUAAGUGGCUUUCCCAAGGGUUGGUACAACCAUCAUGCUGUUGGAAACAAGGUUUCAUUUGUAGUGGCCCGAAGCCCUGGUCAACGUAUUGGCUAUUUAAACUUGGGGGUCAUUCUUCUUGAUGAAGAUGAUAAAAUAUUUGAUUUUUUAUCACGUAUUGAGAUUGUCAACAAGACCAAAGAUACUAAGUGGAUCUAUUAUAAAAAUUUCAUCAAAAUUCCUAAAGCCAAGAACAAGAUUUUUUGGUUUAGUUUUUGGAGAUUUAUGGGUGAAUUGAAAGAAGGUGAUCAAAUGAGUUGUACAGUGUUUUCUGAUUUAUAUGUAAAAGAAUUUGUCAUUGAUCUCGUAUAUGAACCUGAUGACGACCUUCAGCCUGAAUGCAACUCUGCUUAUCAACAUUUGCAAGGUAAUACUAUGUAUUCUUGUUGGCUUUUUCCUCUCUUUGUAUAUUUCUUGUUUAAGUCUCAAAGGACUCUUUAUAGGAUUCAGAGUUUAGACAAAUUGGAAUAAUUAUAUGUAGGAUCUUGAUGGAGCAAAUAAGACAAUUCAUCUACUUCUUGUAAUUAAAAGAUUCAUGCAGACAAAUGGUUUUUGACAUAUCAAUGCAAGAAUUGUCAUUGAUAGCAAA